CUCCCUACCUACCUACCUAGUAGCUAAGUAAACGCGCUCAUAUUCACCCUCAACACGCGCACUCUCUCUAUGUCAUUGACCUUUAUUCUCACACGCGCACUCUCUCUAUGUCCUCGACCUUUCUUCCCAUCUUGAACUCAUCAAUUCUUUCCAACCAUUUCCCUCCACCUCCACCUCCACCUCUCCCUCCACCUCCACCUCCACCUCUACCUCCACUUCUACUUCUACUUCUGUAUCUGUUCUUCUUAACCACUGUUCUUUUAAUUUGUAACCUCGUAUCACAUCUUCUAGAAACAUACGUGGGAACACGUAUGGUCCCGCGGGUAAACGCAUGGGAAGGAUACCUACCACCAAUUUUCAGAGCCUUGUGGUGCAGUGCUGCACUUUCAAUAAUUUCCCAGCACAUUAGGCCAUCUCCCCAUUCACCAUGUCACAGCAACCUCCAUCGCCUGCUGAUCACUCCAAUGCAAUUGCAAAUCUCAAUGAAGAAAUAAGUUUCCAAAGAGUUUUGUUAAUUUCCUUGGACGAUUCUGCAGAAGAUCAAUCAUCGCGCAAAGUAGAAAUUGAGGCUGAGAUUGUCAGUCUUCAAAAACAACUCGAAAAUCUCUCGGGCAUUCAAGCCGCCGUAUCCACACACACUCGAGCACCUUCUAUUUCGCAUAACAGCUCGAAUGGACGCCCGUCUGCUAUAAGUCAUUCAAGGAUGGACAACACACAUGGGCGGGCAAGUAAUGGAGGCUAUCAAUGUUAGUUUCAUCCGGUUCCUUUACUUUAGGCACAAGGCUAUGGCGAUCAAUUCACUCACAAUUUUGAUUCGCCUUCAAAUUUUCCUCUACUAGCACGGAGAAUAUCUUGUUACAUUAUAUUACGCUUUCCUGAGCCCCAUUUUCAACUAAAUCUGACAAUCAGUGUUAACUUUCGCUACAGUCAAAAAAGAAGGCGGGUCAAUGGAGUCGUUAUCCUCCACAGCUUCGACACCUGGUUCUGGAGUGUCGAUGGCUGAAUCUUCCAGUUCAACUCGAGUCGAUCUACCUACUCGAAAGCGCAGUCAUAGCAAGCAUCUAGAUGCAUUUGUACCCUUUGAAGAAACCAAAUCUCGUCGAACAACACCGAGUCCUUUCGCGACAGGUGUAACAACUCCUUCGGGAAGCUCUGGGUAUGGAUAUAAUGCAAAUGGUGAUGGCUACUUUGACCUCACUAUGUCUGUCUCUCACUCCUUAGUCAACAAUGAAACUCAUGGAUUUUUCAUUGCAUCUAAAAUAACAAGCGGAAUGUAUAUACUAACACGUUGAAUUUUUAGGGAUGAUGAUAUAAUAUUUGACCCUUCCUACACCAUACUCCAGAGACAGGAGGAGCAAAGAUUACAGCGGGAGAGAAAAGAUGCAGAGUAUGCUAGUACCCUUGCAAAUUCAAAUAACUUUGUCUCAAGCAAUCCUAUCACUAGCUCGAAGCCUUCGGCCUUUAGUAAAAUGCUGGGAGUCCAUUUACAAGCUUCUACCUCUCGUGAGAAUCAGAUAACUAAACCCUCCGCUAUAUCAAAUGUCUAUGGUUCUCACGCUGGCAGUUCGUCGGCCAGGAGCCUUCCUUGGAAAAUGGCCCCCAAUCCCGUUUUUAAAGCCGAGCCACAAACAUCAACUUCCUCCCAACCUUUAGAAUUCUCUAGCACAGGCCUUGGUGGAGCCAGAGGUAAACACCAGGAAGGGGCUGCUACUGCCACAGACUCCAGUUUUACAUCAAAGCAAACAGCAACCAUUCCUGGUGCCUAUAUUGAAGAGUCCGCUAGUGAUUCAGAGCUUGAAAUCAUUGACCCUUCGGCAUUUAAAGAUAAUGGUCGACAGAGAGCCUUAGCUGUGAAGACAGCGAACGCCUAUAGUCAUCAAGGUUCAAUUUAUUCAUCGAGCACCCGCGCUUUAGGAGAGAGAGCUCUUAGUCACCCAAAAACCAGCCGGCAGAAUUAUCUACACGAAAACAAUCGUGGAAUAUCUGGCUCGGUAGUAAGCUCUGCUAAUGGAAUGAAUAAUUCUUUGCCCCAGUGGGUGAGGCGUGGAACCGGAACUGCUCCUAACGAUAUGGAUACUACACAGCUAGCAUUCUCCAUGGAUAUGAAACCCUCAACCGCCACGUUCAACAGUUCAGGUACCUCUGGCGUGCAAGGCUUUGGUCGCCCUAAUACCACGAUGGCUCUUCAUGAUCAACCGCACCCUCUUCCAGGAAAUGGCCUUCCAGGAUCAUUCUCUGGCAGUAUGCAUUCUGCGCAUUUGCGUGCCAGUAUACAUGGCGCAAGCUCGGGGCUCACUGUCGACUCUUUACCAAAAUAUGGCAUGGGUGAAACUAAUCUCAACUCCCUACAACACGGCACGGCGGAUAACAUGGGCAAAUUCUCAGACUUUGGAUCGGAUUUUAGCUUUUUCGAUCGCUCCUUAUAUACCGCUGAGAUGACGGAUCAAAUGGAUCAUGUCAUCAACGAUCCGAGAAAAACAGAAAGGGAGAUCAAAGAUUUGUUGGAGAACAUCAAAGCUGAAAUUGAAAUUCCGCUGGAGAGCCGAGAGGGAACCCCUGAAGGAUUAAGAUAUCCCUUGGUAGUCCAUCCAUCAUUGGAGUCUGUCAGGAGUUCUUGCUAACUUGAGAUUAGUAUGAGCACCAAAAAAUUGCUUUGACAUGGUUGAAACAAAUGGAAGAGGGUACUAACAAAGGAGGUAUUUUAGCAGACGAUAUGGGUCUAGGCAAAACAAUUAGUACUUUGUCACUCAUAUUGUCACGACCAUCAGCCGACCGUGCUUGCAAGGUAUGUCGUUUGGCAAAACAUCAGGGCCAUCUGCUGAUAACAUUUAGACUACACUAAUAGCUGCGCCUGUUGCGCUUCUCCGUCAAUGGGGUAGCGAAAUAGAUACGAAGACAUUACCGGCCCACAAACCCAGCGUCUACAUGGCCCAUGGAAACAGCAAGAAAGCGACUUGGGACGAUCUUCGACAGUAUGAUGUAGUCCUAACAACUUAUGGGACUCUGGGUGCGGAAUAUACUCGCCUUCUAAAGUUCGAAGAGGAAUGCAAGCAGAAGGGAAUUGUCGACCCAGAUGCGAAACAAAUGGCCAAAGACUUUCCUUUUUUGGGUCCGAGGAGCAGAUUCUAUCGUGUGGUCCUCGACGAAGCACAGUGCAUCAAAAAUAAAAGCACCAAGGCAGCGUCUUCAGCUUGUAGAUUAAGAGCCCUGACUAGGUUUUGCCUCACCGGCACACCGAUGAUGAACAACAUUACGGAACUUUAUUCAUUAAUCAAAUUUUUGCGAAUACGACCUUACAACAGUUGGGCCUCCUUUGUCAAAGUAUGUAUAAGGCCUGGCUCGCAAACUGGAGUAUUUUGUUAACAGUGGUAGGAUUUCGGCUGUCUUUCGAAGGGAAGUUACUCAGAUAAACAUAUUCAGAUAACCAUGCAACGCCUACAAGGUGUAUUGAAGGCAAUCCUCCUCCGAAGGACGAAGAAAUCCGAGAUUGAUGGGAAACCUAUCAUCGUCUUACCACCAAAAGUUGAAGAAAUUGAUCAUGUUGUUUUUAGUAAAGAUGAGUGGGACUUUUACGAAUCUCUCAGGGACAAGACCAAGCUUCAAUUCAAUAAGUACAGAAAGGCUGGAACGGUCGGGAAGAAUUACUCAAAUAUCCUUGUCUUGCUACUUCGCCUUAGACAAUGCUGCUGCCACCCUCAUUUGAUUAUUGAUCUUGAAGCAGCAGCCGGCUCGGCAGAGCUUACGGAGGAUCAGAUGAUUGAACGUGCCUUAGCCCUCGAACCAGAUGUGGUGGCGAGACUCCUUGCUGCAGAUGGGUUUGAAGUAAGUUGAUUGAUAUUGAUCUGGAAAUGGCUUAGCUAACAGCUCAAGUGCAAUAUAUGCUACGAUGCAACCCCAAAUCCCAGUAUCAUCAUCCCUUGUGGACAUGAUAACUGCCACGAUUGCUUGAUGUUGAUAUCCGAGCAGGCGAAGCAAGAAGCGCAAGGCAAUGACGAAGGUCGCGCCACAGUCAAAUGUCCAAGCUGCCGUGGAAAGCUUGACAUGGCAAAUCUUAUUGACUACAGAACUUUCAGAAAGGCACAUAUGCCACCGGUCAAGCUCGAGGGAGAAGAGAAUGUCGACAGCGUCAGCGACCUUAGUGAUGUAAGCACCGAUAGUGACAGCGACACAGACUUUGACUCUGGUGUCGAUACUAAACUUGAUGAUGUUGACGAAAAUGGCAACUUGGACGGUUUUAUUGUGCCUGAUGAUAUCGAGGAUGAUGAGGCUGAGCAAGAGGAUGAUGAGGCUGAGCAAGGUGAUGAUGAAAUUGAUGAAAUUGAUGAUCUUGAUGAUCUUGAUGAUCUUGAAUUGGGCGUUCUCGAAUCCAAGCCAAAGUCGGAGUCCAAAACCAAACCUAAGAACAAGGAGAAGAAAAAUAAGGGUAAAGGGAAAAAGGUCGAAAAGCAGAAGCAGCAUCUUUCGAUUGCCAUGAUGAAGAAAGAGGCUUCCAGAUCUAUUGCAGGCCACAAGAAGUACAUGAGGUAUCUUCGAAAGAAUUGGCAAUCGUCAGCAAAAGUCGAUAAAUGCGUAGAACUUCUCGAGACAUUUCAAACAGAAGGUGAGAAGACAAUCAUCUUCAGCCAGUUUGUGACCUUUCUCGAUCUUCUUCAGGUGCCCAUUGGAGAAAAGGGUUGGAAAUGCGAGCGUUAUGAUGGUAGCAUAAAUGCAAAACGCCGAGACGAUGCAAUCAAGCAAUUCACAAACAAACCUGAUUGUAAUAUCAUGCUUAUUUCUCUGAAAGCCGGUAACGCGGGGCUCAAUCUUGUCGCCGCAUCUCGAGUUAUUAUCCUUGACCCUUUCUGGAAUCCUUUCAUUGAAAUGCAAGCAGUAGACCGUGCUCAUCGCAUUGGGCAAAUGAAAUCGGUUCAGGUCCAUCGAAUUUUGAUAAAGGAUACAGUUGAAGAUCGAAUUAUGGCGUUGCAAAAGCACAAGAAGGAGUUGGUGGAGUCUGCACUCGAUGAGGGUGCUAUGAAAACCGUUGGGAGACUGGAUGAAAGGCAAUUGGCUUUCCUUUUCGGUGUCUGAGCCAAUUGAGGAUUCUCCUUUGACUCACGUAUGUGCUCGAUUGCUUUUUUCGAAAUGGAUGUAUAAUAGUUAUGAGGCGUCUUGUGAAGCUCAUGAUCACGAUUGGCUGGUCCUCUCUUUCUUUGCACGAAUCGGCAUAACGAGCAGAAUCAAAGGAAGGCAAAAUUUUGGGAUGAAAUGGAAUGUUCAAAUAUACCGGGAGGGGAGAAUAUGGUCUGCUUUCAUUUCUUGUCUUUUGUUGCUUCUUCCUGACCGAUUUUGACACCCUAUCACCAUGGAGUUCGCAAAUGGAUCUGGAUGGAUGAAUUUACGAUGGACCACGAGGAAUGGCAAGUUAAGAUGGCAUGUUGGUAUUCUUUUCUGUUUUUUACACCACUUUAAUUUCUUUUAAUCUUGUUGAAGGAGUUGUUCACAAACAAUUGUAAAGUAAUGAUGGAGCUGCGGAGCUGCAGACUUAGGAAACUAGACACAAGAUAAUAUAGAUACAAAUGCAGAUUUGAGAAAUUGCAUAGAUGUCUAGAUUUUCUAGGUAUCAAGGAAAGUAUCCUGAGACGGGGACGAGGGAGAGAAGGGGGGAUAUGUACCUACCUACAUACAUGUGCAUCAUACCGUGGCAUAAU
This is a messenger RNA of Sclerotinia trifoliorum, 5687 nucleotides long. NCBI's taxonomy places the organism in Eukaryota, Fungi, Ascomycota, Leotiomycetes, Helotiales, Sclerotiniaceae. The record is from the annotation of a GenBank genome assembly.